This is a messenger RNA of Plasmopara halstedii, 1845 nucleotides long. RefSeq names its product eukaryotic translation initiation factor 2a. The record is from RefSeq and is a predicted model, not a curated record. Bases 1 to 1845 code for a protein of 614 amino acids. The transcript has 4 exons. Gene Ontology annotation, biological process: translational initiation. Gene Ontology annotation, cellular component: cytosolic small ribosomal subunit. NCBI's taxonomy places the organism in Eukaryota, Oomycota, Peronosporomycetes, Peronosporales, Peronosporaceae. Gene Ontology annotation, molecular function: mRNA binding; ribosome binding; protein binding.
AUGUCAACAGUCAAGGACAUUGCAAGCGAACUACCGCGCACGAAACUUUUUCUGCGUGGCAAAGAUGGUAUUGAAGCUUUGUGGGGUCCCCCAACUUUUAGCAAGGACGAGGUCAAAAUUGAAUGUGAUCAGAACUUUAAAGCGAUGGGAAAAGCUGAUCUUAUGGAGUUCACAGAAGACGGAAAGCUAGUAGUGCUGGUGCGCACCACCUCUGGCUUUACCGUGCACAAUGCAGACACAGGCACAGUCGUGAUUGAAGUGGCCAAUGCUGGUAUUCACGCUGUAGCUUGGUCACCUCUUGGCUCACAAUUGCUCACGUGGCAGCGACCUCAAAAAGACUCUGAUCUUGGCAAUCUCAUCGUCUGGGAUGCCGCUACGGGCAGCGAAGUCGCUCGUUUUAAUCAAAAAUCCUACUCUCGUGAUAAAUGGCCACCAUUCCAGUGGUCUUCGGAUGAAACAAUUUGUGCGCGUCAGAGUGUUAAUGGUAUCGUACUGUACAACGGUCGUGGCCCUAAAUUGGACUCAAUCGGUCAAAUUCAUGUACCGAAUGUAGCAAACUUCAGCGUAGCACCUGGCAGCGUUCCGUAUAAGAUAGCAGUGUUUGUUCCAGAAAAGAAAGGAAAGCCUGCAAGCGUCAAAAUUUACCAAUUUCCAAAUCAACUGGACGUUCCGACGGCGACAAAAAGCUUUUACAAAGCUCAGGACGUGUCGCUUAAAUGGUCACCCACUGGCAGCGCGUUGAUUGUUGAAACACGCACGGAUAUCGACACAUCAGGCAAGUCGUACUAUGGCGAGACGGGUCUCUUUUUUCUUCAAAGUGAUGGGGAAUACGAUUGCAUUGUACCGCUUACGAAGGAAGGAACCGUGCACGACGUGGCAUGGGAUCCUACGGGUCGUGGCUUCGUCGUGAUAGCUGGUGCAAUGCCUGCACAUGCUACGCUGUACGACAAUAAAGCUUUGCCCAUCUUUGAGUUUGGUGCGGCACCUCGAAACCACAUCAGCUGGAGCCCACACGGAAGAUUCUUGUGUCUUGCCGGAUUUGGAAAUCUCCGCGGUGACAUGGACUUUUGGGAGCGAAAUAAACUAAAAAAAAUUGGUUCCGCGACGUCUAAUGCUGCAACAACUUUCGAUUGGUCUCCUGACAGUCGCUACUUUGCGACAGCCACAACGUUCCCGCGUUUGCGCGUUGACAACGGCUUCAAGAUCUUUCGUUACGACGGGACAGGUCCGAUCCACCACGAAGAGCGUAGUGAGCUGUAUGAUUUCAAGUUCCGUCCAGCAACACGUGAUUUAUAUCCAAACCGCCCUCAAUCUCCACGUCGCAAAGGAGAUAAAGUGGAUUUUGGUACAUCCACUCCGGAGACCGCACCCAAGCCACAAGCUUAUCGUCCGCCUAAUUCGACAGGUGCACUUGCUGCAAUGAUGCGCAAAGAAGAAGGAGGUUCUCGAAAGCUUGAUCCCAACAAAUAUGUAGCUCCUCGUCCUACUGCUUCAGGUGCUGUUUCUCGUCCAAUUCCUGGCAUGGCAGUCGCUGCACCAAAGAAGCUCAGUAAGAGCGCGCGAAAGAAAAAAGCAAUAGAGGCUGCAGAAGCCAAAGCUGCUCUAGAAGUGGCUCUUGCUAGCUUUUCAAUUGUGCAGGAUGAAAAAUCGGCACCAAAUAAUAUGGAAAUGACGCCUGAGGAGAAAGCAAAAAAAGUCAAGACCUUGUUGAAAAAACUCAAGCAGAUUGACAACAUCAAAGCGAAAAAGGAAGCUGGCGACUCACUUAAUGAUGAUCAGCUCCAGAAGCUUAAGAUGGAGCAAACGUUGCGCGAUGAAGUAGCUGAGCUCUCCGCGCACAUGUAA